AUGGUCUACUUCACUAUUAUCGUUGCUAUCACUGCCUGCGCUCUCCUUUUGAAAGUCUAUACUCGUCACAGCAAAUGCCCUGUCUCCGUCAACUACCACUUCUCACGACGAUGCAACAAGAGCUGCGGCUUUUGCUUCCAUACCGCGACAACUUCGCACACAGAGUCACUUGAAAAUGCCAAACGCGGUCUGUGCCUCUUAAAAGACGCGGGAAUGCGCAAGAUCAAUUUCGCAGGCGGAGAGCCAUUUCUUUACCCGGACUUCCUCGGCCAUUUGGUCAAUUUCUGCAAAGAAGACCUGGCACUGGAGUCAGUCUCCAUCGUGACCAACGGCUCGCUGGUUAAGGAGAGUUUUCUUCGAAAGUCUGGCCACAACAUCGACAUUUUGGCUGUGUCUUGCGAUUCCUUUGACGAAGAUACAAACAUGAAGAUUGGUCGGGGCUCCGGUAACAACGUACAAAAGCUCUACCGCAUCCGCGACUGGUGCAAGAAGUACGGCAUCAAGUUCAAAAUCAACACUGUCGUGUGCAAGCUCAACACCCAGGAGGACAUGAACCAUCACAUUGCCGCCCUUCAGCCUUUCCGUUGGAAAUGCUUCCAGGUACUCAUGGUCAAGGGCGAAAACGAAUCGGAUAAGCGUCUUCGGGAUGUACGGAAGUUCCUCAUCACUGAUGAUGAAUACGCGUGCUUCUUCCUUGUUGCAGAGUCUAAUCAGCUCAUGGCCAAGUCGUACCUCAUUCUGGAUGAGUACAUGCGCUUCUUGGACCGUGAUGGCCGCGCUCCGUCUGCCUCGAUUCUGCAAGUCGGCGUCCAAAAGGCACUUGAAAGCUUAUAUUGGGAUGAAAAAGGUUUCAACGAUCGAGGAGGGGUUUACGAAUGGAGCCGUGAGUCGGAAAUUGGUCCUCGCGAUACCAAAGGCCUCGAUUGGUGA
Molecule: messenger RNA, 930 nt
Organism: Aplosporella prunicola CBS 121167
Lineage: Eukaryota; Fungi; Ascomycota; Dothideomycetes; Botryosphaeriales; Aplosporellaceae
Exons: 2
Coding region: 1-930 (309 amino acids)
Molecular function (GO): catalytic activity; 4 iron, 4 sulfur cluster binding
Source: RefSeq, a predicted model, not a curated record